Glarea lozoyensis ATCC 20868 is the source of this 648-nucleotide messenger RNA. RefSeq names its product P-loop containing nucleoside triphosphate hydrolase. The transcript is spliced from 3 exons. Lineage: Eukaryota; Fungi; Ascomycota; Leotiomycetes; Helotiales; Helotiaceae. Gene Ontology annotation, biological process: purine nucleotide metabolic process. Bases 1 to 648 code for a protein of 215 amino acids. Gene Ontology annotation, molecular function: GMP kinase activity. The record is from RefSeq and is a predicted model, not a curated record. Gene Ontology annotation, cellular component: cytosol.
AUGGCACCCCUCCCCCCAACAACAAACCCCAUAAUCAUAUCCGGGCCCUCAGGCGUCGGAAAAGGCACAUUAUACAAACUGCUCCUCGAGCGCCAUCCCUCCGUCUUCUGUACCAGCAUCUCCCAUACCACGCGCGAUCCACGGCCGGGGGAGACGCGCGAUGUGGACUACUACUAUACCGACAUGGCGACGUUCGAGAAGAUGAUCGAGGAGGGCGGGUUCGUGGAACAUGCGAAGUUUGGCGGGAACCGGUAUGGGACCAGUCGGAAGAUGAUUGAGGAGAUGCAGGGGAAGGGGAGGGUGGUGGUGUUGGAUAUUGAGAUGGAGGGCGUAAAACAAAUCCACGCCUCCCCCCUCUCAGCACGCUACAUCUUCAUCUCGCCGCCCUCGCCCGCGCUCGAGACGCUCGAGAAACGCCUUCGUGGCCGUGGCACCGAGAAGGAAGAGUCGAUUCAGAAGCGGCUUGCGCAGGCGAAGAACGAGAUUGAGUAUUCGAAGACGGAGGGCGUGCAUGAUAUUGUGAUUGUGAAUGAUGAUUUGGAGGCAGCGUAUAAGGAGAUGGAGGAUUUUAUUUUUGGGCGGGGGCAGAAGACGCAGGAGCAGGAUGCGAGGGAUGGGGGGAAGGCGGGGGAGAGUGUGUUGGAUUGA